Molecule: messenger RNA, 3080 nt
Organism: Acanthaster planci (crown-of-thorns starfish)
Lineage: Eukaryota; Metazoa; Echinodermata; Asteroidea; Valvatida; Acanthasteridae
Biological process (GO): iron-sulfur cluster assembly
Cellular component (GO): cytosol
Molecular function (GO): iron-sulfur cluster binding; ATP binding; ATP-dependent FeS chaperone activity
Source: RefSeq, a predicted model, not a curated record
CACUGUUUUCUAUGGGCGCGUAUUUGGUGUACAUGUACAUGUAGUGCCAUAGAUCAAUCCAAUGGCCAACUCUUGUGUACGUACCUAUUGACAUGCAUGAAUGAAAUGAGACUUUUUUCUUCGGAUCGUUUUACGUCGAGCGAGGACGAUUGACCUGUUGUGACGUUUGAGUGUGUACAUGUACUGCCCGAUCGCACCAUGCAUGGAGGAUGGACACGGGAUUGCACUAAAAAUUAACAUGGAGACGAAGGAGCAAUUGGACACAGCAACAGCAGUUGGUUGUCCCUCAGAAACGUCGUUAGCUGGAAGAGCUGAUGUGUGCAAGGGAUGUCCAGGGCAAAUGUUGUGCCAACAGCAAGGUGGAGCAGACCCCGACCAAGAGAUAAUUGACCUGAGAAUGAAUGCCAUCAAACAUAAGAUACUAAUCAUUUCAGGCAAAGGAGGUGUUGGCAAGUCAAGUUUAGCUGCCACUCUGUCAAUGGCCUUGGCAAAGUUGCAUCCUAACAAGGUUGGACUUGUGGACGUUGAUGUUUGUGGACCGAGCUGUCCACAGUUAAUGGCUGUUGAAAAUCAAACAGUGGUCAACACCCAGUGGGGUUGGACACCACUCAAGUCCCCGCUUGGACACAUCAAGGUCAUGUCUGUCGGUUCUUUACUUCAGCAAACAGACAGUGCUGUGGUGUGGAGAGGACCGCGUAAGACACAACUCAUCAAGAGGUUUCUAAAAGACACAUUCUGGGGCCGUUUGGACUGCCUUGUUUUUGACACCCCGCCAGGAACGAGUGACGAGCACCUCACAGUGGUGAAGGUCCUGAAGAACGUGAACCCAGACGGUGCCCUCAUUGUGACUACCUCCCAGCUGGUUGCCAUAGCAACUGUCCGCAAAGAGAUCACCUUCUGUCGCAAGAUGGGACUGAAGAUCCUUGGGGUUGUUGAGAACAUGAGUGGAUUUGUCUGCCCUUGCUGCCAGGAGGAAACAAAUUUGUUUCCUGUGGGUGGUGUUGAAGAGUUAGCUCAAGAAUUCAACCUCAAGUAUCUUGGCAAAAUCCCCCUUGACCCUAGAUUAACAUCAUGCUGUGAGGCAGGACAGAGCAUCUUCGAAGAGUACCCUGACUCCCCGGCUACAAAGGCUUUGAUUAAGCUGGCCGAAACACUGGAGACAUGCCUAAAAAGGUGACACCUCUACCAAGGAUUCAGUAGUGGAUCAGGACAGAGAUGAAUUAUUUAACAGGGUUUCAGCCAAUAAAUUUUGAACUUAAACCAAAGUUACAGUUGAAUGCUUUUUUGGAGAGCUAUUCCUCUAAAUGAGUUCAAGAUUUGGAAAUUCAGGAGUGGUUCAUGUCAAAGUUAAGUCUUUUAAGUCACUCGAGAAAAAUAAGCAAUUUAUGCCCUUUAAUCUCCAGCAAAAAGUCAUUCAAUUAAAAGGAGGAAAGAAGCUCAUUGCAAGAAGGGAUAUUCCUGGGCCAGGAUAAGAUCUGUAAUAAGUGCAUUAGCUAGUAGGUCCAGCACAUGUCAUCACUGAAAGGCUAGGACCUGAUUUCCUCAGCAAACAGCAAUACAUGUAUGAAGUACAGAGGUUAGGAUAUGACUUGCCACAUCAAUUUUUAUAUGUCUUAGAAAAUCAGGCUCUGCUUUGCUGUUGGCAAGAAAGCAAAGAGAUUUACUUGGCAGAUAGCCUACUGCAUUUUUACAGGCCAUUUGUGUGGUUUUUGUCAUUUGUGUUCUGGCAAACCUAUUAGGCAUGCAGAUAUGUAACCAACUUGGCACUCUAAAUGACCUUUCAAAAUUCAUUCAAAAGACUUGUUGGAAAUUCUUGAAUGCUGAUUUUAUAAUAAUGUUGAAAAACAGUUUAGACUCAAUUCUGAGUAAUCCCUUGGUAAAAGAAAGUACAUGUACACAUAUAGGAAGGAAACUUCGGCAGUCUUACCAUUGUAUUACUUACAGUAUGCAGUCUUGAACAGAGACUAUUCACAAGAAGAGUUACCGGUAGUCUCACUAUGAAAUACAUAGGCGAAACCUUCCCCAUAAAAUAAUUGUGAAGACUUUAUUAAAUUUAUAUCGCCAUGUAUAAUGUAUACAUCAGAUUUUGCAAAUAUUUAGAUGACCAUGUAAGAGGCACAAUGUAGUCCAUCACUAACAGCAUAAAAGUUUAUAUAUCAAUGCUACAUUGUAUACAUUUACGUGUAUCUACACAUUACUGAGGAUCUAAGCAUUGCUUACUGUAAUAAACACUGGCCAGAAGUCUUAUAACAUUUAUUUUACAAACAGAAAAUAAAUUUUAUAUGCUUUUGAAAAGCAGAAACAGCUAGACUAUAAUUGUGUUUCACACAUUUGUGACCGAGUCUGAGUAGACCCCAAAAGCAGCCAGACAACUGACAACCUAAUUACUCCACAUCUAUAGUUUCUAGAGUUUACAUCUCUGUUAUUUCAAUGCAACAUUUCAAUUUGAGUACAGAUCAGUUGCACUGCUUCACACGCUGGAUUAUCUACAGAGACAGUUGUUAACCAAGAGUGCUUUUACUUAACUUCAGAUUACAUUUGAUUUGAUUAAAUACAAUGUAUACUUUUUGUAUAGACAUUGCAGUAUUAAAUUGACAGUUUCUCAUUUUAUGACUUUGUAUAUAGUUUUAUAUUUGUAUAAUUCUACCUCUUGGUCUUGACUGUGCAAAAAGUUAAAGCAUAUUCCUGGGAAAAACUUAUUCAAUAACUGAAAUUUCUGCCAUCCUGAGGUACAAUUUUCACUCAGUCUUGAUAGUGAUAAACUAUUAAUAUAAAAAUUAAGACACAAACAUCUAAACAAACUGAGGUAUAUCUACAUUUAAAGACACAUGCUCCAAACAGCUUGAUGCAAGAGUAAUGCAAGAUGCUAAACUACAACAGCAUUUUCAGGAUGAAGAAAUCAAGCUCCACACUAGACCUUUCCAUGAAUUCUGAGUAAUAUAUUACCCUAAAACUAAGGCCACAAUGUGGAUUGUAGGAACGCUGCAGCUGUACAUUAAGGUAGAAUACAAAUGGAUGCACAACCUGUUGAUUGGGUUUAAGCUGGCCACGCUUAUUAAAUCAGAAUUUGUGAUCCAAGA